This is a messenger RNA of Penicillium canescens, 1473 nucleotides long. RefSeq lists its product as uncharacterized. Gene Ontology annotation, molecular function: transmembrane transporter activity. Bases 1 to 1473 code for a protein of 490 amino acids. Lineage: Eukaryota; Fungi; Ascomycota; Eurotiomycetes; Eurotiales; Aspergillaceae. Gene Ontology annotation, biological process: transmembrane transport. The record is from RefSeq and is a predicted model, not a curated record. Gene Ontology annotation, cellular component: membrane. The transcript has 4 exons.
AUGUCGCCCGACCACAACAUCCCUUUGGAGCAGAAGACCUCCAUCCAAAAAGACAAUGCCCCUGACUUAGCAGGCGACACUGCUGAUGGCGAGGCAUGCGAUGUGGUUCUCGAUCCAAAGAAAGAAACCAAACUACUGGCCAAGCUGGAUGCGGCCUUUGUGCCCGUCAUCAUGUUGACCUAUUUGUCUUGCUUUCUAGAUAGAUCCAAUAUCGGCAAUGUGAAGGUUGCCCAUAUGCCCGAAGAUAUCAACGCCUCGGACAGCCAGUUUUCAACGGCCGUGUCCAUCUUCUACGUGACCUACGUUGUUUUCGAGGCCCCGUGGGCAGUCUUAAUGAAGAAACUGACGCCUCGGAACAUCCUGACGGCGCUUUGUAUUGUUUGGUCUUUGACUACAAUUUUCACGGGUUUUAUUGAGUCGGUAGGCUCGCUCUAUGCGACUCGCCUCAUCCUGGGUGCUUGUGAAGCGGGACUAUUCCCCUGUCUCAAUCUCUACUUGACCAUGGUCUAUCGCCGAGAAGAACAGGCUAAGCGUGUGUCUUACUUAAUGAGUUGUGCUGCCAUUUCAGGCGCCGUGGGUGGACUUUUGGCCUAUGGGCUCUUACACAUGGAUGGCAUCGGAGGCAAAGCUGGAUGGAGAUGGGUCUAUAUCAUUGAAGGUCUUUUCAGUGCCUUGUGCGCUAUUCUCAUCUGGUUUGGCCUGCCCAACAACCCUGCUGAGGCCUACUUCCUCAACGAGGAGGAGAGGUGGAUGAUGCGUGUGCGCAACGAGCAACGCCGCAAAUAUAUGGGAAGUGAUCAGUUCAGCUGGGAAGAGAUGCGCAUCGCCUUGAGUGAUCCGAAGCUCUUCUUCAGCGGUGUCAUCCAGUUCUGUCAAGAUAUCCUGCUGUACGGAUUCAGUACUUUUCUACCAACCAUCUUGGGAGGAAUGGGCUACAACUCUCUGAUGAGCAAUGUCCUGACCGUCCCAGUAUACAUCUGGGCCGCAAUGAUCUUUGUUGCAAUCGCCUUCUGCUCCGAUAGAUAUUCAAAAUUUGCUUCAUACAUCUUCACAGCCAACAUCUUCGGCAUCAUCGGCUAUAUCCUGCUCCUUACCGUCAAGAACACCGCCGUUCAAUACUUCGCGACCUUUCUCAUUGGAAUUACCACCUACACAGCAGUUGGCCUUAACGUGGCUUGGCUGAAUGUAAACAUCGCCCCUCAGUAUCGCCGUGCUUUGGAGAUCGGCCUACAACAAACAAUGGGCAACUGUGCCGGUAUUGUCGCCGGCCAAGUCUAUCGCAGCUCGCCAUAUGUGUUGGGAAAUGCAUUCUCCUUGGGAUCGCUAGUUGUCUCACAGUUCGCCGUGACCGGAUACGGACUGUACUUGAGACGGGAGAAUAAGAUGAAAGAACAAAUACUCUGCGGUGAAAAAGAGGACAGUCGACGAGUACAGACAGGCGAUGGAGCUGUAGACUUCAAAUAUCAUUACUAG